AUGACAAACAACCCCCCUCGUCCUUACCGCUUCAAAUCCACAACCUUGAAAUUCCAGGUUCCAGGUCUCAAGGGCUGGCCGAGCUUUAUCCAGGAUUCGAAAUUCAUUCGGGAUAUGUCGGGUUCCGAUACCUGGAAAACCGCGAUGAAUAUCUUCCAUAAAAUUCGUACUUGGUCUCGGAUGACCAUCUGGGGAGACAGGCUCUUCCUGCAAUUUGAUGGCCCCGCGACUAUUCUCAUACAAACCCGUGGCCCCCGUAUUAAUGAAGUUCUCACCUCGCACGAAGUCAAUGAGAUUGCAAGCGCCCCGAGAGGACUAACCAUUGGACCUGCAAAGCCCGCAGAGGAAAAGAAACCGUCUGCCGACGAGGAGUAUCGGAAGGCGGCCGAGGAGGCUGUCAAUGCUGCCCCCGCACCCACGAGGACCGUUGAACAAUUAGAACAGGAGAUCAGAGGGUCAGCGCAAAGCAUUGCCACUCUUACGAAGGAAGGCAAGGUGAUCUUUGAGAAACCUGGCCAACAAAACUAA
Messenger RNA from Aspergillus oryzae RIB40, 528 nucleotides. RefSeq lists its product as uncharacterized. The record is from RefSeq and is a predicted model, not a curated record. The coding region runs from base 1 to 528 and encodes 175 amino acids. Gene Ontology annotation, biological process: inner mitochondrial membrane organization. Lineage: Eukaryota; Fungi; Ascomycota; Eurotiomycetes; Eurotiales; Aspergillaceae. Gene Ontology annotation, cellular component: mitochondrial inner membrane. The transcript is spliced from 2 exons.